This is a messenger RNA of Anoplopoma fimbria (sablefish), 1878 nucleotides long. RefSeq names its product homeobox B6a (gene hoxb6a). NCBI's taxonomy places the organism in Eukaryota, Metazoa, Chordata, Actinopteri, Perciformes, Anoplopomatidae. The transcript has 2 exons. Gene Ontology annotation, molecular function: RNA polymerase II cis-regulatory region sequence-specific DNA binding; DNA-binding transcription factor activity, RNA polymerase II-specific. Gene Ontology annotation, cellular component: nucleus. The coding region runs from base 292 to 1149 and encodes 285 amino acids. Gene Ontology annotation, biological process: anterior/posterior pattern specification; regulation of transcription by RNA polymerase II. The record is from RefSeq and is a predicted model, not a curated record.
GCAGCAGCCCGUCGGACUGUCGGCUAUAAAACACAACAAAUCAUAAAGUGCAGGCAGGGGAAGGCAGAGGCAGGAGGACGGGAGGGAGAACCGUUAGCCGUUAGCCGUUAGCCUCUUCUACUCCUCCUUCUUCUCCUUCUUCUCCUUCUUCUUCUCCUUCUUCUUCUUCAUCAUCGUGUGAACGUUGUUGUUGUGUUUGUUCCGUGCCCUCCUGUCCUCCCCUCUCCUCUCCUCUCCUCUCUUUCUCUUCUCCUCCUUCUUUUCCUUCUACUCCCGUCCUACUUUCUUCCGAUGAGUUCCUAUUUCGUCAACUCCACUUUCCCGGUAACGCUACCGGGAACGGGCGCCGGCGGGCAGGCUGCGGAGUCGUUCUUGGGUCAGAUCCCGCUCUACUCUUCGGGAUACGCCGCCGACCACCCGCUCCGCCACUACUCGGGGGCAGCGGCCGUCACCGCCGCCGCCGCCGCCGUGGCUUACGGUGCAAGCGGCGGCGGCGGCGGCGGCGGCGGCGGCGGCGUGCACCAGGAGAAGCCGUACCCGACGGCCGCCUACUACCAGCAGGCGGCGAACGGAGCGUACGGCGGCGGGCACCGGGCGGCGCAAGGGGUCGGUGUCGGUGUCGGUGUCGGUGUCGGUGUCGGUGCUUGCGACUACGCCACCGCGGCUGCAGCGGCUGCCGCAGCGGCCACGAGCUUUUACCGGGACAAGGAGCACGCGCUUAGCCUGGAGGAGCACCAGCUCGCGCUCAGCCAGGAGGGCAUGCACCGCAAAGCGGAGUGCGGUAAAGGGAUGUUCGGGGAAACGAUGGACGAGAAGCUGGCGUCGUCAGCUCCUAUUUAUCCGUGGAUGCAGCGGAUGAACUCGUGCAACGGGACCUUCGGCAGCCCCGGGAGGCGCGGGCGGCAGACGUACACGCGCUACCAGACGCUCGAGCUGGAGAAGGAGUUCCACUUCAACCGGUACCUCACGCGGCGGCGGCGGAUCGAGAUCGCGCACGCGCUCUGCCUAACUGAGCGGCAGAUCAAGAUCUGGUUCCAGAACCGCAGGAUGAAGUGGAAGAAGGAGAACAAGCUGAUCAACUCCUCGUCGUCCUCCUCCUCUUCCUCCACGGUGAACGGUGUCGAGGAAGAGGAGAAACGGACGGAGUGAAAGAGGAGGACAAAAUGAAGAAAAAAAAAAAACUGAUGUUAUACACAUAAAAAAGGAAGAUGGAGGAAAAGACAUGCUGGUUGAUCCCUACCCUUUUCCCGUCUCAAAGUCCGUCCAGACGCGUGUCUGAUGUGAAAACUCUGGGAGAAAUGAACGUAGCCUACAUAUUAUUUUAUUUUAUUUUUUUACCUGAGCAGGGUUGUGAAGCACGUGCAAGAGAUGAAGUGGGGAUUACUUUUUUUUUUUUUGGAUCUGUGUGGUCUGAAAAUUGGGAAAUAAUUUUACUCUUGUGGAAAGGACAGAUAAAAGUAAGAAAUAAUAAAAAAAAAAAAACUUAAAAAGGAGAGAGGUGGGACAAGUGAAGUGUAUUUAAAAAAAAUACAGUAAAUAAGUAACCCGCCACCCAACGGGGACAAACUGUGUUAAGACGCAGUUUAUUGUUGCAUUCCAAGAACAACCGCCCAACUUCUUAUUGUACUUAAGUUUUAAUUCUCCUCAAAAAACGUACUUCCUUUAUGUCAGGCACUUGUUUGUGGAAGCUUUUGGACCCCACCUAUUAUUAUUAUUUUUCUUAUUUUGUAAACGUACUGUAUUAUACCUUUAAUUAGACGCGCAGACACUCUCAUACGAGGACGAGCUAUAGGAGAAGUGUAUGUAUGUCAUAUGGUGUUCAUAUUUAAACUGUAUAGAAACAAGCAAUGGGGGGGGGAAAAAGCAUCACCUUGCACG